AUGGAGGAUAGUUUGAGUGUUAAAUCGAACGAAUCAAUAGCAACUAGUGAAGAAUUCGAUUUUGUUGGAGAUAAACCAGGUGCAAGCAAAACACCUACACUUGAUUUCAAGAACGGUGAUUUGAAUGAACUAACAAACGCACUCACAGAAGUUUUACAAGAACCAGAUAACAAUAUGAAUGCUGUUAUUGAUCAUGGUGCUACAAAAAUUGGUCAUAGUACCUUUUAUGGAAGUCCAGUAGAACUAGGAAAAGACCCUCUGAGCUUGGACGGUUUGUCUCCCACUGAGAAACAGGAUCCAAUGAAACCUGAUGCAAGUUCUGAGGAAGAAUACAGUAUUUCAGAUGUUGAUCAAGAAUGUACCAUUUUCUCAGGAGUUACAUAUCUUGGAGCAGCAGCCAUUAAUGCUCCGAAGUCUGAGGCUGAAAUACAGCGAAAUAUGACAAUAUUGAAUGAACAAAGUACUGAACAGGGAAUAAAAAUUUCUGUAUCAGUACCCUCAUCAUCUCAAGGUCUUGUUAUACUGUAUGACGCAAACACCAAUUCAGUUAUCAGUCGCUACGAGAUACACCGCAUUCUAUUUUAUGCCCGUGGAUCUGUAGAAAGUAACGAAGCUGGCUGUUUCGCCUUCACCUGGUCUCAUGGAGAUACCCAAGAAUCUGCCAUAUUUCAGUGUCACAUCUUCCGAUGCGAAAUCGCCGAGGCUGUCUCACGGGUCUCGGCAUGUUUUGCUAAGGCUUUCCAGAGAGUACCGAGGUCCAUGAGUAGUUCAGUGGUUUCGACAUUGGAUAUGGCAGGUUCAGUCACUACUAUCUCCGAGGUUCGCACACUGAUGUACGUGUUUGAGGUUAAUUUGGAAAUCAAGGAAGACGAUGGAAAAGGAUCUCUCUAUUCUGUUGGGAAAGAUAAAAAUGGAUUCAAAUUGAAAGCUAACAUUGAAAAACAGUUGUGUUUUGUUAUUCGGCAAGUGUCCGAUAAUGGACCUCAGUUAUGCAUUGAACGAUGUUUUGGGGUAUUGGUGGCAGCUGGACGACAUGUUAAACACUCGGACAUGCAACUGCUCGAAAUGAAGGAACAAAUAGGUUUGGGCACAACGAUUCAGGAAAAGAAUUGCUCAACUAUAUCAGCGGAUUGGGACCCUAAAGAAGCCACAUUCAGGCCUCUAAACGUAGAGACGCCAAAAGAUACAAAGCAGUACAUGACCGUCGCUUUAGACUUAGUGAUUAGAGGUAUACAAGAGCCUGUCAGAUUCUUAAUAGAGACUACUGUUCGAGUAUUUGCACCGAAUGAAAGAAACUUUUCGUAUUUUAAUAGGAAGACGUUGGUACAGCAAUUUUAUCUGAAUUUGAAAGAGGUUGUUUCUGAUCUGAAUGACGUCUAUUAUGAAGUUUUGAACAUGGAAACGUCCGGAGAACUAGACAGAAAUUUGCUGAAUCUCAAUCUGAAUUUAACCAGUUUAAUACCAUCACCUAGUAUAACGUCCAUUGACACAAUCACCCCUAAGGAAGAAUAUAAUUCAGACGGUGACGAACCCCUAUUGAGUGGUACUGGUCUAGUAUCAAAAGAUUGUGCUGAGGACGUCUUAGAGAAUUGGGCAGAUGUUUUGCUCAAGUGGAAGUCGACCAAACAGAAACCCAAGCAACUGUCUGGGCUAGUAAGGCUGGGUAUACCUGAAGCACUCAGAGGAGAGGUAUGGCAAAGACUAGCAGGAGUGGAGGAACACACAGAAAUGAUGGAGAAUUAUAGAGUACUCAUAACAAAGGAAUCCAGCUGUGAAAAUGUUAUCCAAAGAGAUAUAGCUCGUACUUUUCCAGCACACGACUUCUUCAAAGAAGUCGGCGGUCUAGGCCAGGAUUCUCUCUAUAGAGUUAGUAAAGCAUAUGCAGCAUAUGAUUCAGAAGUUGGAUACUGUCAGGGAUUAAGUUUUUUAGCAGCUACCCUUCUUCUACAUAUGCCUGAAGAACAAGCUUUUUGCAUUUUGGUGAAAUUGAUGUAUGAUUAUGGUCUGAGAGAUUUAUACAAAGAUGGCUUCGAUAAUCUAUAUCUUAGACUCUUUCAACUGAAUAAGCUUAUGGAGGAACAACUCACUCCACUGUGGGAUCAUUUUGUUGAGCAUCAUAUUGAGACCCAUAUGUUUGCUUCUCAGUGGUUUUUGACAUUGUUCACUGCCAGGUUCCCCUUGUACUUUGUUUUCCAUAUCAUCGAUAUAUUUUUAUUACAAGGAAUCGAUACACUGUUUCAAAUAGCUCUUGCUUUAUUGAUGGUAUGUAAGAAAGAUCUUCUACUAUUAGACUUUGAAGGUAUAUUGAAAUACUUCAGAGUUUCAUUGCCGAAAAAGUGCAGGACCGAAGAGGCAGCUAAGCAGCUCAUCAAAUUAGCUUGCAGUAUAAAAGUAAAAAAAUUGAAGAAAUAUGAAAUUGAGUUCAUGGCAUUGAAGGAGGCUGCAGACAAUGCGGAGAAAGAGGCUAGCGAAGUGGAACAGCUCCGGGAAACAGUUUUGAGAUACGAGGAAGAAAGGAAGUUGAUGAUGGAUGAGAUUAGUCAGUUGAAAGAGAUUCUGAAAAGGGAAGUGAACCAGGCGGAAUCCGAUAAGAAGAACAAUAUGGCAAUUAUCAAUGAUUAUCAGGUGAUACGGCAGAGGAUGGAUACACAAUUACAAACAUGUAAAAUGGCGCUUUCUAAUUAUAAGCUGAUAACGUCUAGUUGUGAGAACUGUUCUUCAAAUCUAGCAAAAUCUAAUUCCGAACAUAAAUCGCCAUCUGAGGACCAAAUCAGUAACGAAGAAAGACUUAGAGAACUAGAAUUAGAAUUAGCCCAAACCAAACUGGCGCAUGUUGAAGCAGAAUGUCGUAACCAGAAUUUGACACACCAACUAAGAUCUGGUGUGCUACUCAGGUAUCUUGAAUUCGUCUUUUCUACGUCAUUGCGAGUCUAUACUCGCACCAAAAUGAUCACGGCGACUCGGGCGAACUGA
This is a messenger RNA of Phaedon cochleariae (mustard beetle), 2973 nucleotides long. NCBI's taxonomy places the organism in Eukaryota, Metazoa, Arthropoda, Insecta, Coleoptera, Chrysomelidae. The record is from the annotation of a GenBank genome assembly.